Molecule: messenger RNA, 201 nt
Organism: Clunio marinus
Lineage: Eukaryota; Metazoa; Arthropoda; Insecta; Diptera; Chironomidae
Source: the annotation of a GenBank genome assembly
AUGUUUGCUAAGAAAUUUACAUUAAAAAGGGAUUUUUGCAGCAAAUUACUCAUUAAGUUGGAGCAUUUAACACUUGCUUUAUGUUCUUUGAAAGGGAGAACAUCUCAUUUACUAUUAAAAGCUUUACAGCUCAUAGCUCUAAUUGAAACGUCGACAGAAAGUUGGCUCGAAAGAAAAGAAGACAAAGAUCCAAAAAGGUGA